CACAGAAAUUCCUUCUCUUACGAUGAAAUCACUGAUUUUAUUAACAAUCGUCGGCCUCGUCGCGGCAGACAAACUUAACGGCUUCAACGGAAAUGGCAACGGUUAUGUAGCACCCACCAACGGAUUCAACGGAAACGGAAAUGGUAACGGUAAUGGCAACGGGUAUUCGGCCCCCACCAACGGAUUCAACGGAAACGGAAACGGUAACGGUAAUGGCAACGGGUAUUCGGCUCCCACCAACGGAUUCAACGGAAACGGAAAUGGUAACGGUAAUGGCAACGGGUAUUCGGCCCCCACCAACGGAUUCAACGGAAACGGAAACGGUAACGGUAAUGCCAACGGUUAUUCGGCCCCCACCAACGGAUUCAACGGAAACGGAAAUGGAAACGGGUAUUCGGCCCCCACCAACGGAUUCAACGGAAACGGAAAUGGUAACGGUAAUGGCAACGGGUAUUCGGCACCCACCAACGGAUUCAACGGAAACGGAAACGGUUUCGGAGCCCCUGCCCCUCGCAACGGCUAUGCUCCCCCCAGCAACACCUAUGGCACGCCCAAUGGCGCCUACGGAGUAGACCCUGAGAUUGCCGCUUUGGCCGAGAACAUUCCUGGGGGCGGCGUCCCCGGCGAGGACUACCCCAUCUUGGCUUCUGUGCCCGACACCGGCUUCUCGUGCGAUGCCCAGGCGGUGCAAGGUUAUUACGCCGACACUGCGCCUGAAGCCGGCUGCCAGGUGUUCCAUAUCUGCCAGGACCGCGCCCUCAGGCGCCAACAGGACUCGUUCCUGUGCCCCAACGGUACCAUCUUCAACCAGCAGUACCUGGUAUGUGACUGGUGGUUCAACGUGGACUGUUCUCAGGCUGAGAACUUCUACUCCGUCAACGAACUCAUCGGAGUCGUUCCCAACGCCGGUUAUGCUUAUGCUGCCGCCACCAACGGCAUCCUCAACGGAAAUGGAAACGGAUAUGGACCCAACGGCAACGGAGCCAACGGAAACGGAAGGAACGGAGCUAAUAGAUACACUUCCAAUGGCAACGGAAGCAACGGCAACGGCAGGAACGGAAGCAACGGCUAUGGCUCCAACGGCAACGGAAGCAACGGUAACGGCAGGAACGGAAGCAACGGCAACGGCAACGGAAGCAACGGCAACGGCUAUGGCGCGCCCGCCGCCCCCUCCAACUCCUACGGCGCUCCUUUCUAAGCGCGAAGCUUGCUCUUGAAUUCUAGGAGGCUUCGGCGACCUUGCAUUGGUUUUUCACUCUUGAACUUAACUAAUGUAUGAUAUGAGAACUCCGAAGUGGACCCCACCUGUAUAGAUUUAAGUAUAUUUAUUUUUGCAAUAAACGCUAUGCAUUCA
Molecule: messenger RNA, 1354 nt
Organism: Penaeus monodon (black tiger shrimp)
Lineage: Eukaryota; Metazoa; Arthropoda; Malacostraca; Decapoda; Penaeidae
Product: trihydrophobin-like
Exons: 4
Coding region: 23-1198 (391 amino acids)
Cellular component (GO): extracellular region
Molecular function (GO): chitin binding
Source: RefSeq, a predicted model, not a curated record